This is a messenger RNA of Podarcis muralis (Common wall lizard), 2262 nucleotides long. Lineage: Eukaryota; Metazoa; Chordata; Lepidosauria; Squamata; Lacertidae. The record is from RefSeq and is a predicted model, not a curated record.
AUGGUCCCCAAUGAAGACCUUCAGUAUCAGGGAAUUAUCCAGUUACUUCUGCAUUUCAGAUGGAAAUGGGUUGGGCUCAUCACUACAGAUAAUGAAGCUGGGGAACGUUUCUUACAGACAAUUGAGCCAAUGCUUUUCAAGAAUGGAAUAUGUUCAGCAUUCACAGAAAGAGUGGAACUCAAUAUAAUUUAUAACAGUAACAACCUAGAAAUGCUGCAGGACGCAAGGAUUUGGUUACCAACUUUCACAACCAGCAGAGCCAACGCAGUUCUUGUAUAUGGAGAAAGUAGAUUUAUUAUAUGGUUGUCAGGUGCUUUAAUCACAAUGGAAUUAACUCGGCUACUAUUUCCUCAAAAGAAUUCACGUGAAGGAAAACUCCACUCAUUCCUGCAGAGAAUCUCAUUCAACAACGGUGCUGGGGAUGAAAUUGCAUUAAAUGAAUAUGGAGAGUUAGCAGCUGGCUUGGAUAUUACCAACUUGGUCACUUUCCCAAAUAAUUCCUAUGUCAGAGUCAAAGUGGGAAGUUUGGAUCCUCAGGCCCCUCCGAGUAAAGAGCUCACCAUUAAUGAAGACAGAAUAAAAUGGAACAGACGCUUCACUAAGCUGCCACCGCUUUCUCUAUGUAAUGCCAACUGCCAUCCUGGUUACGGGAAGAAAAAGAAGGAGGGGGAGAAGUUUUGCUGCUAUGAUUGUGAUCCAUGUCCAGAAGGAAUGAUUUCAAAUGAGAAAGACACGGAAACAUGUGUCAGUUGCCCAGCAGAUCAGUAUCCAAACAGCGGCCAGAAUCUUUGCAUUCCUAAGAUUCCAAACUUCCUAGCCUUUGAUGAAACCUUGGGCAUUGUUUCAACUUCCUCUGUGCUUCUAUUCUCUCUGAUCACAAUUUUGGUAUUUGGCAUCUUCAUUAAGCAUCGCAAUACAGCCAUAGUCAAAGCCAACAACAGAAGCCUCACCUAUGGUCUCCUUAUCUCCCUCCUCUUGUGUUUCCUCUCUUCUUUGUUGUUUAUCGGAAAACCUAAUGAGGUGACUUGCCUCCUCCGACAAAUUGCUUUUGGCAUUGUCUUCUCUGUGGCCCUCUCCAGCAUCUUAGCCAAAACGAUACUGGUGGUUUUGGCAUUCAUGGCUACCAAACCAGGAUCCAAUAUGAGGAAAUGGGUAGGCAAAGAACUGACUUAUUCCAUUGUCUUUUCCUGCUCCAUUGUUCAAGUAGGGAUCUGUGUCCUCUGGCUGGCAACCUCUCCCCCAUUCCCAGAUGUGGACAUGCACUCAAUGAGUGAAGAAAUCAUAUUUCUAUGUAAUGAAGGGUCAGUCCUCAUGUUCUAUUGUGUUUUGGGCUACAUGGGAUUACUGGCCAUUAUCAGCUUCACAGUGGCCUUCCUAGCCAGGAAGUUGCCUGACACUUUCAACGAAGCCAAGUUCAUCACCUUCAGCAUGCUGGUCUUCUGCAGUGUUUGGCUCUCCUUCAUUCCAACCUACCUGAGCACCAGAGGAAAAUACAUGGUGGCUGUGGAGAUCUUCUCCAUCUUUGCUUCUGGUGCUGGGUUACUGGUUUGCAUUUUCAUCCCUAAAUGCUACAUUAUUGUGGUGAGGCCUGACCUGAAUAACAAAGAGCAGCUAACACAAAGAAAGAUCAGGUGGAGGAGAGGAAUAAUACUGUUGAGAGAAGCAGGGGAGUCCAUGCCCACAAGGGUAUUUGCCAUCAGGAUGUUGCUCCUGCUGCUUCUGCUGCUUCCCAAUAUAGUGUCACAAGGACAAAGUGCUCAAUGCGCAACAAAUAAUCCUGUUCAUGUUCCACACGAGUGGUAUGAGCCAGGUGACCUGGUCAUUGGUGCAAUGGCAUCUCAUAUUUAUUACAUAGUCCCCAAAUUAUCCUUCAAGAGACACCCUUCCCAGGACUUCAUUGACGCCCCAAUGGUGGUGACAAAGUUCUACCAGCAAAUCCUGGCCUUGGUCUUUGCUGUUGAUGAGAUCAACGAGAAUCCCAGGAUGUUGCCCAAUGUCUCUCUCGGCUUCCACAUCUAUGAUAGCUAUUAUGAUUCAAAGAUGACCUACCGAAACACUCUGGACCUGCUCUUUAAAUCACAUCACUUUGUUCCCAACUACAGGUGUGGCAUCCAGAAAAAUGUCAUAGGAGUCAUUGGAGGACUCAGCUCUGAUACCUCCUGGUGCAUGGCAAACAUCUUAGGUCUUUUCAAGAUUCCACAGGUAGAAUAUGGAUUUGAAAAACAGAGAUGUCAUGCUUUUCUUGCAUUAGGAAUCUACUGA